CUCAGUUAAUUUUAAAAGCUUUACACCAUUAUUCCUUCGUCUAUAAUUUUAAAAAGUUUUAUUUUAUUUUACAUUAAACAGCAUAAAAUGGUUUUUAAAACUGGAUUAGUUUGUACUUUGUUGAUUAUUCUGUGUAAUGCCUUUCCCGAUGGAGCACCACCAGACACCUGUGUCAAAGACAGAUUUAAUCAACCAAACCAUGGACAAAGCAGAUCUCAACCAUUGGAAACAAUUCCAUAUCAAAUAGUUGCAAGUUCAGCUUAUUAUGAACCGGGACAAACAAUUUCAUUGACAAUUUCAGGAAAUGAUCUCUUCAGAGGAUUCUUUUUCCAAGCACGUGAUCCAACUACACAAGAAUGGAUUGGUGAAUUUGUUGAAAGUCCUAAUACAAAAGCAAUUCCCGAGUGUGCUUCAGUCACGCAUGCAGAUAACAGGGACAAAACACAAGCAGUUGUUGUUUGGAAAGCACCGGAUCAUAAACAGGGACAAGUUUUCUUUACAGGAACAGUACUUAAGGAUUACAAAACUUUCUGGAGUAACAUCGUUGCGCAAAUCUCUCAACAAUAAAAAAUAUUUUAAAAUUGUUUCUGCUGUUUAGUCUAUUAAAGUAAUUGUCCUAAAUGAGAAAAUAAAGAUCUUUGCAUGCACCUUUUAAAACCUCAAUUUAAAUUUUUAAAGAAAACUUUUAUUCAAAUUUAGCAAAAAAGAUAAUGAUGAACACUAAUCGUGAUUUGAUUGCACCAUACUCAAG
This is a messenger RNA of Chironomus riparius, 751 nucleotides long. The record is from the annotation of a GenBank genome assembly. NCBI's taxonomy places the organism in Eukaryota, Metazoa, Arthropoda, Insecta, Diptera, Chironomidae.